Molecule: messenger RNA, 495 nt
Organism: Cherax quadricarinatus
Lineage: Eukaryota; Metazoa; Arthropoda; Malacostraca; Decapoda; Parastacidae
Source: RefSeq, a predicted model, not a curated record
GAACUAAAGUGAUUCUGCAUCCUGGUGACUUAGUGAUCAUCCCAUUCUGGAGUCUGCACCGUGACUCUCGCUACUGGUCAGAGCCGGAGAUGUUUCAUCCAGACCGCUUCAUGCCAGAGAACAAGGACAAGAUCAUCAGUUAUACUCACAUGCCCUUUGGGAUGGGGCCCAGGAGCUGCAUAGCUAUGCGGUUUGCCCUGAUAGAAGCCAAAGUGGCCCUGGCGAAGCUACUGUUGAGAGCAGAAUUACACCUAAGAAGUAACUAUGAGGAGCUGAAACUGGAACAAAAUACCUUAUUCUUAAGACCAACAGGAGUUCAACUGGUGAUCACUCCUCUGACAAGUACAUCACUCUAACUGGUGAUCACUACUCUGACAAUAAGCACAUCACUAACUGUUGAUCACUCCUCUAAUAAUAAGCAUAUCACUAACUGGUGAUCACUCCUCUGACAAUAAGUACAUCACUAACUGUUGAUCACUCCUCUAAUAAUAAGUA